Molecule: messenger RNA, 477 nt
Organism: Didymodactylos carnosus
Lineage: Eukaryota; Metazoa; Rotifera; Eurotatoria; Philodinida; Philodinidae
Source: the annotation of a GenBank genome assembly
AUGGCAUUGGCCGAGAUACUACUCACAGUAGACGGCGUUAUUUGGAAAGCUCGUGGACGAGCGGAGGUAGAGAAGGUUAUUAGCGAAGCUGGUGGAAAAUUACAGUUGACAUCUUAUUUGUUAGCGGGCUUGUAUGCAAUCGAUAAAGAAUUCCAAAAAUUUGCAAAAGGUGAGCAUGGGGUGGCUGAUGCGAUCGGCGCUUCGGUGAAACGAAUGUUCGAUGAUAUUAUACGUUUUCAUCCAGAUGAAACAUAUAAAAAUGCUGGUGAACUGAUGCGUAAUGUACAAAAUUCUACAAGUAUUCGAUUUUAUUUGUAUGCUAAAGAAGAUAUUGAUGCUAUUCGACAACAAAUACCAUUAUUAACAAGUAUAAGAGGAACAUCACUCUUCCACGAAAUUAUAGCUCAUCCAGAUGGAAAAAUAUUUGCUAAAUCGAAAUCGGACGAUGAAGAAAAAUUAAUAAAAACCAAUUUUUGA